AUGGCCAAACGCCUAACGUCCUACUUAAUAUAUGCAUUUGCUAUUGUUGUUGCUUUGCAUUCAAAAUUUAUAAUUGGUUGCUCAANCAUCACCCCACCUAGUUCUUGGUAUACUGACUCUUGUUUUUACACUCAUGAACUCAAUCAAGUCUUCUUCAAAGGUUGGCAAGCUGUUGGGUACACUGAACAGAUCAAAGAGCCUAGGCAAUAUUUCACUGGAAGAUUGGGGAAUGUCGAGUAUGUUGUAUGUCGAGAUGAUGGUGGAAAAAUACAUGCUUUUCACAAUGUUUGUCGGCAUCAUGCCUCUCUUCUUGCCUCAGGAAGUGGGAAAAGCUCUUGCUUUGUUUGUCCAUACCAUGGGUGGACAUAUGGAUUGGAUGGAGCACUUCUAAAGGCAACUAGAAUAAAAGGAAUCAAGAACUUCAAAGUGAAUGAGAUGGGACUAGUCCCAAUGAGAGUAGCUGUAUGGGGACCAUUCAUACUUGUCAAUUUUGAAAAUGGAGUUUUGCCUGAACAAGAAUCCGAUUUUGACUUGGUUGGAAACGAAUGGUUGGGUAGUUCAUCCCAAAUCUUGGCUGAUGGUGGAGUGGAUUCUUCAUUGAGUUUUUUAUGCAGACGUGAAUACACCAUUGAGUGUAACUGGAAGGUUUUCUGUGACAACUACUUGGAUGGUGGUUAUCAUGUACCAUAUGCUCAUAAAGGUCUUGCUUCGGGUCUGNCAAAUACAAAUAGUAAACAAUUAAAAAUACUAACCUGA
Solanum stenotomum is the source of this 756-nucleotide messenger RNA. Its product is annotated as choline monooxygenase, chloroplastic-like. The transcript has 7 exons. NCBI's taxonomy places the organism in Eukaryota, Viridiplantae, Streptophyta, Magnoliopsida, Solanales, Solanaceae. Bases 1 to 756 code for a protein of 251 amino acids. Gene Ontology annotation, molecular function: 2 iron, 2 sulfur cluster binding; iron ion binding. The record is from RefSeq and is a predicted model, not a curated record.